AUGGCGAGAUCAGAUCCAGGUUUGCACAGGCAGCAGUUUUUCCUCCAGCGACCCUCGAACGUGGUGGCCAUGGAAGGGAAGGAUGCUGUGCUGGAGUGCUGCGUUUCUGGGUACCCCCCUCCCACCUUCACGUGGCUGCGAGGCGAUGAAGUUCUCCCCAUCAGGUCCAGAAAAUAUUCGUUACUUGCUGGCAGCAACCUACUCAUCACCAACGUGACCGACGACGACUCUGGGACGUACACGUGCGUAGUCACCUACAAAAACGAGAACAGCAGCGGUUCUGCAGAGCUGUCGGUGAUGGUUCCACCGUGGUUUUUAAUUCGCCCUUCGAAUCUUUACGCCUACGAGAGUAUGGACAUUGAGUUUGAAUGUGCCGUGUCUGGUAAGCCCGUUCCUACGGUGGAGUGGAUCAAGAAUGGAGAAGUGGUCAUUCCUAGCGACUAUUUCCAGAUAGUGGUUGGCAGCAACUUACGGAUUCUGGGCUUGGUAAAGUCAGAUGAAGGUUUUUAUCAGUGUGUAGCUGAAAGUGAAGCUGGAAACGCACAGGCCGGUGCACAGCUAAUCAUCCCAGAGCCUGCUGUCCCAAGCUCCAGUGUCCUCCCCUCUGCCCCCCGAGAUGUGGUCCCUGUUUUGGUCUCCAGCCGAUUUGUCCGUCUCAGCUGGCGCCCACCCGCAGAGGCCCGAGGCAGCGUCCAGGCUUACACCUGUCUCUUCUCCAGGGAUGGCGUCAACAGGGAACGGGCAGUCAACACGUCUCAAUCUGGGACGCUUCAACUUACCGUGGGUAACCUGAAACCGGAGGAGACUUACACCUUCCGAGUGGUGGCGUACAACGAGUGGGGACCAGGAGAGAGCUCGCAGCCCGUCAAGGUCGCCACGCAGCCGGAGUUGCAAGUCCCCGGGCCGGUGGAAAACCUUCGGGCUGUGUCUACCUCACCUACCUCGAUUCUCCUCUCCUGGGAUCCUCCUGCCUAUGCGAACGGCCCCGUUCAAGGCUACAGGCUCUUCUGUACGGAGACAGCGACUGGGAGAGAGCAGAACGUGGAAGUGGACGGGCUUUCCUACCGCUUGGAGGGGCUGAAGAAGUUCACGGAGUAUACCCUGCGCUUCCUCGCCUACAACCGCUACGGCCCUGGAGUCUCCACCGAGGACGUGACGGUCACCACGCUGUCGGAUGUGCCCAGUGCGAUGCCUCAGAACGUCUCCUUGGAAGUGGUUAACUCCAGGAGCAUCAAAGUUAGCUGGUUGCCUCCACCACCAGGUACUCAAAAUGGAUUUAUUACGGGCUAUAAAAUCCGACAUAGAAAGACUACCCGCAGGGGUGAGAUUGAAACACUGGAGCCAAACAACCUCUGGUACUUGUUCACAGGACUUGAGAAGGGAAGCCAAUACAGUUUCCAGGUGGCUGCCAUGACGGUGAACGGGACAGGGCCCCCCUCGGACUGGUACACAGCAGAAACACCCGAGAACGAUCUCGAUGAAUCUCAGGUUCCUGACCAGCCAAGCUCUCUUCAUGUCAGGCCCUUGACAACAAGUAUUGUCAUGAGUUGGACUCCUCCACUGAACCCAAACAUUGUCGUCCGCGGGUACAUCAUCGGCUACGGCGUGGGCAGUCCCUAUGCCGAGACCGUGCGAGUGGACAGUAAACAGCGUUAUUACUCCAUUGAAAAUUUGGACCCCAUUGAUCCAUUAGAAGUUGAUUUUUAUCCUUUGCUUGAUGAUUUCCCUACCUCAGUCCCAGAUAUCUCCACCCCCAUGCUCCCACCAGUAGGUGUCCAGGCUGUUGCACUUACGCAUGAUGCAGUGAGGGUCAUCUGGGCAGACAACUCUGUCCCAAAGAACCAAAAGACUACGGAGGUUCGCUUCUACACGGUCCGAUGGAGAACGAGCUAUUCAACCAGUGCUAAGUACAAGUCGGCAGACACGACCGCUCUGAGUCACACCGUGAUCGGUCUGAAGCCAAACACCAUGUACGAGUUCUCCGUCAUGGUCACCAAAGGACGGCGGUCCAGCACCUGGAGCAUGACUGCCCACGCCACCACCUACGAAGCAGCUCCAACCUCGGCUCCCAAGGAUUUGACAGUCAUUACACGGGAAGGGAAGCCCCGAGCUGUCAUUGUCAGCUGGCAGCCGCCGCUGGAAGCCAAUGGGAAAAUUACUGCUUACAUCCUCUUCUACACUUUGGACAAGAACGCUCCCAUUGAUGACUGGGUUAUGGAGUCCAUCAGCGGCGACCGACUCACCCACCAGAUCAUGGACCUCAACCUGGACACCGUCUACUACUUCAGAAUCCAAGCGCGCAACGCCAAGGGUGUGGGGCCCCUCUCUGAUCCCAUUUUCUUCCGGACGCUGAAAGUCGAGCACCCUGACAAAAUGGCUAAUGACCAAGGUCGACACGGGGAUGGCGCUUACUGGCCGGUGGAAACCAACCUCAUUGACAGGAGCAGUCUGAACGAGCCCCCCAUUGGGCAGAUGCACCCUCCCCACGGCAGCGUCACACCCCAGAAGAACAGCAACCUCCUCGUCAUCAUCGUCGUCACCGUCGGCGUCAUCACCGUGGUGGUGGUGGCGGUGGUGGCCGUCAUCUGCACCAGGCGCUCCUCGGAGCAGCAGAGGAAGAAACGUGCAACCCACAGCGCUGGUAAAAGGAAGGGCAGCCAGAAGGACCUGAGACCCCCCGAUCUGUGGAUACAUCACGAGGAGAUGGAGAUGAAAAACAUCGAGAAGCCAACGGGCUCAGACCCUGCAGGAAGGGACUCACCAAUGCAGAGCUGCCAGGACAUCACCCCCGUCAGCCACAGCCAGUCAGAAACGCAGCUGGGGAGCAAGAGCACCCCGCAGCCUGGUCCCGAGUCGGAAGACGUUGGGAGCAGCAUGUCCACGUUAGAGCGUUCCCUUGCUGCCCGCAGAGCCACCCGUGCCAAGCUCAUGAUUCCCAUGGAUUCACAACCAAACAACCCUCCCGUGGUCAGUGCCAUUCCAGUGCCAACACUCGAAAGUGCCCAGUACCCCGGGAUCCUGCCGUCCCCGACCUGCGGGUACCCUCACCCACAGUUCACCCUUCGGCCGGUGCCGUUCCCGACCCUCUCUGUGGACAGGACCUUUGGAGCAGGGAGAACUGUUAACGAAGGACCAGCACCACAGCAGCCAUCCUUGCUGCCGCAGACGCAGCCUGAGCACCCCAACACCGAGGAUGCCCCGAGCAGAACCAUCCCCACUGCCUGCGUCCGCCCUACUCACCCUCUCCGCAGCUUUGCCAACCCCUUGCUACCUCCACCCAUGAGUGCAAUAGAACCGAAAGUCCCUUAUACACCACUUCUGUCUCAAACAGGGCCUAAUCUCCCCAAGGCUCAGGUUAAAACAGCAUCCCUUGGCUUGGCAGGAAAAGCCAGGUCACCUCUGCUGCCCGUCUCGGUGCCCACGGCCCCGGAGGUCGCAGAAGAAGGCCACAAGCAGACGGAGGACUCCGCCAACGUUUAUGAGCAGGAUGAUCUGAGUGAACAGAUGGCCAGUUUGGAGGGGCUAAUGAAGCAACUCAAUGCUAUCACAGGCUCAGCCUUCUAACAGCUCUUGAUGAAGCGAUAAUUAUCCCGGAGCAUUGCAGCACACCAGGAUUUCACACAUACCACCCGCGUACACCACCCCAUAAAGUCAUCUUGUUCCCGGUACCACUCAUUCAGUGCAAGGAAGAUCCCUGCAAAGUCCUAAAAGGGAGGGAGAAAAAGAAAAGUCAAGAAUAAUAAUGGAAAUGUUACCGAACUGUAAAUCUGGCAUCUAAAAGUGAUGAGAGCGUGGCAAAGCGCAUGAUGUCAUCGCCGUGGAGUCGUAGCUGAUGCCACCAGAUUGCUCAUUUUGAUCUACUAGUCUUCGUAGAGCUCAAGGUGUCAUGACUAGCUCAUGUUUUACUCCGUAGAGGUUUGUAGCUCUUUGUAUAGAUCUAGUCUUACCUCAUGCAAGUAUGUUUUUAAACAUAGGCCAUUCCUUUAAUGAGACGGUGUUGUAAGUCACUUGUUUGUUUGUUGUGCUGGUUUUUUUUUAAAAAAAAAACAAAAACAAACAACACGUAAUUACUGACUACAGAAACAAAUAACCACACCACCACACCAAAAAUUCGGAAGUUUUCCCCAACAGCACAACAAAAAUGAAAAGACAAAUUACAAAUUUCUUUUAUCGGCUCCGUCACUCAUCUCGCACGAGCAGUGGGGAUUAGGGGAGUUGCUGUAAGAUUCAGCCAUUUUCAGCAAGCGUUUGUAAAUCCUCCCGUAGUUACUCUUUUAUGUAUGGCAAACAGAGAACCAGGAAUGUAAAAAAAA
Athene cunicularia (burrowing owl) is the source of this 4313-nucleotide messenger RNA. It is a transcript of the gene DCC, whose product is annotated as DCC netrin 1 receptor. Lineage: Eukaryota; Metazoa; Chordata; Aves; Strigiformes; Strigidae. The coding region runs from base 1 to 3564 and encodes 1187 amino acids. The record is from RefSeq and is a predicted model, not a curated record. Gene Ontology annotation, cellular component: membrane. Gene Ontology annotation, molecular function: protein binding. Gene Ontology annotation, biological process: cell-cell adhesion. The transcript is spliced from 26 exons.